Solanum stenotomum is the source of this 663-nucleotide messenger RNA. Its product is annotated as BAG family molecular chaperone regulator 3-like. The transcript has 2 exons. Lineage: Eukaryota; Viridiplantae; Streptophyta; Magnoliopsida; Solanales; Solanaceae. The record is from RefSeq and is a predicted model, not a curated record. Gene Ontology annotation, molecular function: protein binding. Bases 1 to 384 code for a protein of 127 amino acids.
AUGAUCAAGUUAAGAUCGAAGAGGUUUCCAAGGAGGGUUAAAAGUAAUAGUACUAUCAACAAUAAUGGUGGUGGAAUCAAAUGGGAAUUACGUCCAGGAGGUAUGUUAGUUCAAAAAAGAGAAUGUGAGAAUAAUGUUAGUAAUUCAAAUGGAGAAGCAAUCGUCAAACUUAGAGUCUCAACUGUUUCUAAUUUCCAUGACAUUUCUAUCCAACCCACUUCUACUUUUGGUGAAUUGAAGAUGAUGUUGUCAAUUGUAACUGGUUUGGAACCAAAAGAGCAGAGGCUGUUAUUUAGAGGGAAAGAAAGGGAAGAUUAUGAACACUUGCAUAUGGUUGGGGUGAGAGACAAAGACAAACUUCUGCUCUUCUUGUCGAACCACUAGUGUCUAAUUAAGAUUCCUACUAGUAAUUAGUACUAAUUCACUUCUAUAACUAUAAUUAAUGUAGCAGAGCAUCUCUAGCUUCUUGCUUAAGCACAUACUAAUAUGAAUCGAUCAGAAGAAGCAAGGCUUAGAUUAUCAGAUCCUCAACACAAUUUUCCUAGAAAUGGAGGGUCAAGAAGGUAAGAAAAGGGCCUAUUAAUGACUUAGCUUACGCUAAAAACCAACCCUGUCCUGGUUAAUUAAUAACUCGCUUAUCUCUGUUGUAACAGUAUAUAGUUC